AUGGCACCUGAAGCAAAUGGUAAAAAUAGAUCCACAUCUGUGGAUAUACCAGAACAGGCUGUUAAGAAUUUAACAGUCGAAGAAAUGUAUGAUAAAGAAAAAUAUGAUUUAUCAACAAUGAAAGAAGGUGAUGUAUUUAAAAUGCUUGAUACAACACGUGAUGGUCUUAAAGAUGAUCAAAUUAAUGAACGUCUUGAAAAAUUUGGACAUAAUCGUCUUGAUCAAAAAACUCAAAGUCCAAUUAUUCAAUUUCUUCUCUUUAUGUGGAAUCCACUUUCGUGGGUUAUGGAAGCAGCAGCUAUAGUUGCUAUUGCUGUAUCUAAUGGUGGCGGACGAGAACCAGACUGGGAAGAUUUCGUUGGAAUUAUUCUUCUUCUUCUUGUAAAUUCAAUUAUUGGUUUUAUUGAACAACGAAAUGCUGGAAAUGCUGUUAAAGAACUUAUGAAAUCAUUAGCACCUGAAGCUAAAGUUAAACGUAAUGGUCAAUGGAAAACUAUUGAUGCAUCUGAACUUGUUCCAGGAGAUAUUAUUGGUGUUAAAUUAGGCGAUAUUGUACCUGCUGAUGGUCGACUAAUUGUUGCACAAGGUGAAGUUUCGAUGGAUCAGGCAGCAUUAACUGGUGAAUCACUUCCUACAACUAAAUCAGUGGGUGAUGAAAUCUUCUCUGGUUCAACUUGUAAACAAGGCGAAGCAGAAGCAGUUGUUAUUGGCACUGGUCUGAAUACAUUUUUUGGUCGAGCAGCUAAAUUAGUUGGUGGUGCCCAUGAUGAAAUAGGUCAUUUACAAACUAUCCUUGCUAAAAUUGGCAAUUUCUGUAUUAUUGCUAUUGCAAUCUUUAUCAUUGCAGAGAUAUUUGUUAUGUAUGUCGGAUUUCAUUAUGAAUAUCGUCGUGGUAUAAAUAAUAUACUUGUACUUUUAAUUGGUGGUAUACCUAUUGCUAUGCCAACAGUUUUAUCCGUAACAUUAGCUAUUGGUGCUAAGCAAUUAUCUGAACAUAAAGCAAUUGUAACACAUGUUACUGCUAUUGAAGAACUUGCUGCUGUAACUAUUUUAUGUUCAGAUAAAACUGGUACAUUAACAUUAAAUAAACUUGUUAUUGAUAAAGAAUCUAUAAAGAAAUAUUCUGAUAUCGAAAGUGAUGGUAUUAUUUAUCAUGCAGCUAUCGCAUCAAGAAUAGAUCAUCCUGAUGCAAUUGAUGCUUGUGUUAUGUCAACAUACGGUGAUAAGAAUAAAAUACGUGAAGGAAUUGAAGAAUUAAAUUUUAAACCAUUUAAUCCAACUGAUAAACGUACUGAAAUAACAUAUAAACAAACAAAAGAUGGAAGUGUACAUCGUAUUAGUAAAGGCAUGUCACAUGCAAUACUUGAUUUAUGUACAAGAGAUAAAACAGAUGAACAAAUUAAACAAUUAAACACUGAUGUUGAUGAAUUUGCUAAACGAGGUUUAAGAGCAUUAGCUGUUGCAAUUGAAGAUGUUUCUGAUGGACAAAAAGAUGGUAAAGGAAAUGGUUUUAAAUUAAUUGGUCUCCUACCUAUAUUUGAUCCACCACGUGAUGAUACAAAAGAAACAAUUGAACGUGCACUUCAACUUGGUGUAAAAGUAAAAAUGUUAACUGGUGAUCAAUUAGCUAUUGCAAAAGAAACAGGUCGACGUCUUGGUAUGGGUGAUAAUAUGUUUGAAGCUAAAACACUUAAAGAAGGACCACCAGCAGACUCCGGUUAUAAAGAUAUCGAUGAUUUAAUUUUACAUGCAGAUGGCUUUGCCGGUGUUUAUCCUGAACAUAAAUAUGAAAUUGUUGAACGAUUACAAAAAAUGGGACACUUAAUCGGUAUGACUGGUGAUGGAGUUAAUGAUGCACCAGCACUUUCAAAAGCAAAUGUAGGUGUGGCUGUUGCUGAUGCAUCAGAUGCAGCUCGAUCAGCAGCUGAUAUUGUAUUAACAAAACCUGGUUUAUCAGUUAUUAUCGAAGCAAUUCUUGGUUCAAGACAAAUUUUUCAACGUAUGAGAAACUAUGCAAUUUAUACAUGUUCAAUAACAAUUCGUGUUUUACUUGGAUUUUCUGUAUUAAUAUUCGCAUUUAGAUUUGAUUUUCCAUCAUUUAUGGUUCUUAUUCUUGCAAUUCUUAAUGAUGGUACUAUUUUAACAAUCUCAAAAGAUCGUGUUAAACCAUCACAAUAUCCAAAUAGUUGGCAUUUAUCAGAAAUUUUUACAUAUGCUAUCGUUUAUGGUACAUAUUUAGCGGCAUCAACAGUUAUUUUCUUUACUGUUAUUGUUAAAACAACAUUUUUUCAAGAUAAAUUUGGUGUUCAACAAUUUCAAUAUCAUCAUCAUUCGCAUACAUUUCCCGGAUGGAAUAAUCCAAUAUUAAAUUCAAUUAUUUAUUUACAAGUUUCAACAAUUAGUCAAGCAUUAAUAUUUAUAACACGUUCACAUAGUUUCUUUUUUCGUGAACGUCCAUCAAUAUUAUUAGUUAUUGCAUUUAUCAUAGCUCAACUUAUAGCAACAUUUAUUGCUGUUUACGCAAAAUGGUCAUUUACACAAAUACAUGGUUGUGGUUGGACAUGGGCUGGAAUUGUUUGGGUAUGGAAUCUUAUUUGGUUUUUUCCACUUGAUCUUUUGAAAUUUUCUCUUCGUGCAUAUUUUGAUCGGCAACAAAAAGAAACUGUUCAAGAAACUUUCGCUAAAGAACCAUCAACAGAUAAUCAACGUCUACGUCGUCAAACUACAGUUCUUAGUAUGAGUGGUCCACCAUCACGUCUUUCAAGAAUGAUGAGUGCUGAUCCAAAAAGUUCAAGACGAGGAACAUUUGCUGAAAUUGCAGCAAGAUAUUAUGCACCACAUACUCGACAUUUAUCAACAUCACAUCGCUUUAGAAACUUUGCUGGAGUAUUAAAUAAUGCAACUAAUACACCACUAAGCUUUUCUAUAAAUGCUCCUGAACUUCAACGUUUUUCACUUGUUCAGGCUCAUCAUGCAUCGAAAUUACUUAAUGCCAAGAAUGAUAUAACAACAACUGGUGUUUGA
Messenger RNA from Adineta steineri, 3024 nucleotides. The record is from the annotation of a GenBank genome assembly. Lineage: Eukaryota; Metazoa; Rotifera; Eurotatoria; Adinetida; Adinetidae.